This is a messenger RNA of Capsicum annuum, 629 nucleotides long. Its product is annotated as glycine-rich protein-like. The transcript has 2 exons. Lineage: Eukaryota; Viridiplantae; Streptophyta; Magnoliopsida; Solanales; Solanaceae. Bases 36 to 395 code for a protein of 119 amino acids. The record is from RefSeq and is a predicted model, not a curated record.
AGUGUCAUAACUAGGCUUGGCUUGACAAGACAAGGAUGGGUUCCAAGGCAUUUCUGUUUCUUGGCCUCCUUUUGGCUAUUUUUAUAAUGAUACGCUCUCAAGUUUUGGCGCGUGAGUUGGCUGAGAAUGCAAAAGGAUCUGAAAACAAGAAUGAAGUACAUGAAGACCAUUAUCCUGGUGAUGGACAUGGUGGAUACCCUGGUGGAGGAUACCCCGGUGGUGGACGUGGUGGAUACCCUGGUGAUAGAUACCCUCGUGUAAACCCUGGUGGUUUUCGACAGGGAGGAUAUUGCCAGUACGGUUGCUGCCACCGUAAUGACGAUGGUUGUUAUAGGUGUUGCUCCCACGAAGGUGAGGCAAUGGACAAAGUGACUGAAGACAGACCACACAAUUGAUAUUAAUUAUGUGGAUCAAUAUGUGUAAUCAAAACUUUUGCGUGGCCAGUUAUGUAAUAUAUAGUAAUGUUCUUUCUACUUCAGAGCAAUUAAAACUUUUGUGUGGGCAAUUAUGUUAUAUAAAAUAAUGCUCUUUCUACUUUAGAGAAAUUAAAACUUUUGUGUGAACAGUUAUAUGUAAUAUAUAGUAAUGCUCUUUCUACUUUAGAGCUUACUAUAUAAUUAUUGUGAAGU